GACACAGGCGACGUUGACGUGGUAACGUAGGGCCAGUGGGAGCGUAGAUUGCAGCCGAGGGGUGUACUUUUGCUAGUAGUGCGCGGCAGUGGGUCGCGUGGUCCGCCUAGGCGCGCGGUUUGGUUUUGGCACUUGCUGAGUGUGCCUGGAAGUGGGGAACAGAGACGGUCGUUGGGUAGAGCUGGGGGCUGCAGCGCCUGAGGACAGGGCUGCGGCCGUGUAUAGGGGAACAGCUGAGAAGGAGGGCCCUUGCCGGCAGGAUCCGAACCCGCUGUGGCCGGGGCUGGUCCCGCGGUGACCUGGGGCGGCCGCGAGAUGCUCGGGGCCCGGUGUCUGCUUCGAGCCCUGCGCUCCUGCUCCACUGCUCCCUGCCCCAGGCAUAGGCCUUCCGCCAGACUGAGCGUACGGGACGCUCUCGGGUCCCAGAACGCGAGUGGGGAGCGCGUUAAAGUUCAGGGAUGGGUUCGAUCAGUCCGAUCCCAGAAGGAAGUCUUGUUCCUACAUGUAAAUGAUGGGUCGUCUUUGGAAAGCCUUCAGGUUGUUGCCGAUUCAAACUUUGACAAUAGAGAAUUGACUUUUGGGAGUUCUGUAGAAGUCCUCGGGCAGCUGGUACAAAGCCCUUCCAAAAGGCAAAAUGUGGAACUGAAGGCAGAAAAAAUUGAAGUUAUUGGAAAUUGUGAUGCCAAGGCAUUCCCUAUCAAAUAUAAAGAGAAGCAUCCUCUGGAGUACAUGAGACAAUAUCCUCACCUUAGGUGUAGGACUAACGCUCUGGGUUCUAUAUUGAGGGUUCGCAGUGAAGCCACAGCUGCUAUUCAUUCCUUUUUUAAGAACAGUGGUUUUGUGCACAUUCAUACUCCAAUAAUUACAUCCAAUGACUGUGAGGGGGCUGGAGAGCUUUUCCGAGUUGAGCCUUCAAGCAAAAUAAAGUUACCUGAGGAGAAUUUCUUCAAUGUUCCUGCUUUCUUAACUGUAUCAGGACAGCUUCAUCUAGAAGUGAUGUCAGGAGCUUUUACUCAAGUGUUUACCUUUGGUCCAACAUUCCGAGCUGAGAAUUCUCAGAGCCGGAGACACCUGGCAGAAUUUUAUAUGGUAGAAGCAGAGAUUUCUUUUGUUGAGAGUCUUCAAGAUCUCAUGCAGAUUAUGGAAGGACUCUUCAAGACCACAACAAUGACUGUUCUUUCAAAUUGUCCCGAAGAUGUUGAACUCUGUCACAAAUUCAUAGCUCCUGGACACAAGGACAGAUUAGAACAUAUGCUAAAAAACAACUUUUUAAUCAUUUCUUACACGGAGGCCAUAGAGAUCUUACAGCGAGCAUCACAAAACUUUACCUUCACUCCAGAGUGGGGUGUUGAUCUACAAACUGAACAUGAGAAGUACCUGGUGAAGCACUGUGGCGACAUACCAGUCUUCGUCAUAAACUAUCCGUUAGCACUCAAGCCUUUCUACAUGAGGGAUAAUGAAGAUGGCCCUCAGCACACAGCCACAGAAGUAAUACAAUUGACUCUCCAUUCUGCCUGCCCAAGUCCAUCUUCAGUCAUUGCUACCUACAGCCCAUCUUCAUCUUCUCACUGAGGCAUCUGGAAGGCUCUUUCCUCAUUGUACCCAGUUGUUUUCAGAGGGAAAAUAAUGUCUAUAUCAGAAGGUAGAGAAAAGUUCAUAGAGUCUGAGACCACAAAUGUGUUUCCUUUGGUUUAUUUAGCAUUCUUUUUCUUUUGAUAAUUGAAUGUAAUGUUACUCCAUCAUGAGUAGUAGCCUGUGGGAAACUGAAUAAGGAGGCAUCCAGUUGUGUUUUCAUCAAUAUUUGUAAGUGUGCUCAGGUUGGUGGAAAGAGAAGUAGCAAUGGAAAGGACAUGACACUUUUUCCUGCAUAAAAGAGGUUAUGUAUCAAAAAGGUCUUGUUUCUAUCUAGCCUAUUUGUUGUUAUUGUUGUUUUAAUUCAAGAUCUGAGUUUUAUUUUUGGUACAUUGAUUGGAUUCAAAGAGUCAGAGUCAGAAGGGAGUAUCAUAAAUAGAAACCAGGGUUUGUUCAGAUUGAAUACUAACAGAAACUAUUUCUAGACAGCAUGUCACUGCAGCUGUGUGACUUAAGCAGAAUCAAAACUCACACCCAAGGAGGAGGAUGUGCCAAGAAGCAUCCCGGGCCUAAAAGAUGUAGCCAAAGUGAAAUAGGUUUUGUUUAAGGUAGGGGAAAUUAGGGGAACGUUUUACUACCUGGGGAGAGUGAAAGGAUAGCAGAGCCAAUGUCCUUCCAUUUAUUUCAAGUCUCCCAAGGAGCAUAGAAAAACAUUAGAGCUUUUUAGUUACAAAAGUGCUCAGAUUUGGUCAUCUUUAAAUUAAGAAGGCAUUUCACUAUGCAGCUGGUGAAUUCUCUGAUGACAGAGCUUGCUCUGGUUCCUGUUCCUUAUAGCUUAUUAUUCCCAGUAACUACCAGACCCACAGCUAUACUAUUCAUAUUUUCUGGUUCUACCUUCUGUUCCAUUUGAAUCCUAUAUUUUUCUUUCUUUUUUGGUACUGGGGGUUGAACCCAGGGGUGCUUUACCACUGAAGGAAUCCUAUAUUUUUUCAUAAAGUAUGGAUGGCCUUUAAUUCAAAAAAACAUUUAAAAAUUCAAGGUCGUGGCUGAUUUGGGGGUGUGAUGUAAUGAAAUUCCAGAAACCUCAUUAAAGACUAACAUAGGAAGAUUGAGUUACUUUGCUUUUAAACAGGAAUGUAGACAUAUGCUUAUAUAUGUAUAUUUCCUAAAGGAAGUUUCGGACACUUGCAGCUUCAUGCUCCAGAGGAAAGAUGGCGCUAUGACUGGCUUAAGACUUGCCCUAAGAGUGGUAUACAACAACCGACUGGGCAGAAAAGGAAUGCUAACAGUAGUCCAGUUUUAGAGUCACCUUUGCAGGUGGCUGAUUCUCUAAGCACACUGAAAUUGCCUAGAAGAAUCAUUAGUAGUCAAUCAGUAUUUUUUGAUAGUGGCUAUAAUCUGUAUGAUUAUUCAUCAUACUUUAUCUGUACAUUUCUAGUGGCACUUAAUAGCAUAACUAUGAAUCAUGUUUCUGGUUAGUUAUGAUAAAAUCUAAUGUCUACUGCAACACUUUUAUUCAUCCAUGAACCUUUCCUACUUUACCUCAUCAGAAUUAAUUCCUCCCAUCUGCACUGCGUGGUCAGUAUCAGCCUCACUUAAACCUCAGAACUGCCAGCCCAUAAAGGCAAAUUGUAAUCCCCAGCAAGUAGCCAAGCCAGCUUGCUUAUUGCCAACCAUUUUGCAUUCAUCCAGCCUCCCAAACACUUGGCAAACCACAUCCAAGUUUUUCUCAUCACUUCUCCAAUUUGUAUGACUCCCUCCACAUUUUGCAUUUUGUGUAUACUUAUAUCUUGUGUUGUAUUGUAUCUGUAUGUGCCUUUUAUCUCUGCUCGAGCCCUUGGAGAAACAGGUAGUGUCUGAAAUAAUUAGCCCAAUAGAUAUCAGGAAGAGAUACAGGCAGAAGAAUCCUACUUGGAAUCUCAGUCCUAACUGAAAGAUAUGGAAAUUUGAGGGGAUCAUUCUAAUAAUCUUUAGAGAAAGAAGUAUUUUUUAUAUCAUACCAGAAGAAAAUGAAUCUCUGUAUAUACAAACUGUGUUUUUAUUUGUAGUUGAGAUAUAUAUAAAAGGUCUCAGAAAGUGGAGGCUUCUAGAUAGAUUGGAAGAGCAAAAAGUAUUAGAAUAUGGUUGAGGGAAAGUAAACUUAAGUAAACGAGGAAAGAAGAAUCAUAUAUUAGAAGAAGAGAGGAGAACAAGGCCUUUGUGCAUUUUUUGCCCCACAAGUAAAUCUCUACUUGCUCAAAGAGAAAUAUUUGUGUUUGGUCAUAGAACGUUUGAGGCACUAUAAAGGAAUGCCUUAAUUAAAAGGUACAAAUGUAUGUAUAAAGAGGAAGCAACUUCACUAAGUCAUAGAAACAUAGAAUUUCCUCCACUUGAGUUAGGCAUGGUGGUGCAUGGCUAUAAUCCAGGUAAUUUAGGAAGCUGAGGCAGGAGAACCACAAGUUCAAAGCCAGCCUAAGCAACUUAGUGAGACUGUCUCAAAAUAAAAAACAAAAGGGGCUGGAGAUGUGGCUCAGUGGUUAAGUGCCCCUGGAUUCAAUCCCUGAUCCCCCCCCCCAAUUUUUUUUUACCCACUUCAGAAUUUUCAGACCAUCUAGAAGAAGGACAUAGAUGACAAAUGUGUUUCUCUUACAUACCACAAAAUUAGUGUCAAGUAAAGCUACAAUAGUGAUAUGGAACUUUUGUCUUCUAAAAUUUUUAUUCAACUUAAAUAUUCACUUUGAUAAGUUACUUCAAACUAAUAAGUAUCUCCAAGACGAUGUGAAAGAAAAUAGAUAAACUGACAUUCUGGUCUUAAUUCUAAGGGAUAAAGAAGAAUUUGCUGGGACAGUAGAAGUAAAAGGGUCCAAGUAAAUGAGGAAAGAGCAACAUGGCAAACUCUUUUUCUGUACACAAAUAGUUUCUACUUGUGCCUCAGAGAUUAUAUUUCCGUGCCCUGUUGACAUGAGCUUGCCCUGCUGCAUGAUGAGCCAAAGUGACAAUUGUACAUUACUUCUAGACGAAUGCUUAUAGCAUAUAGUCUUCCCUGCUCUUUUUUAUGUCUGCCACAAGACUUCAGAAAGAGGCUAUUUUGUCAGCUUCAGGCCAGGAUGGAAAGGUUAAAAAAAAAAAAAAAAAGUUCAUUGUUGUAAACUAGUGAUUCUUUUUUUUUUUUUAGAGAGAGAGAAUGUUAAUAUUUAUUUUUUAGUUUUUGGCGGACACGACAUCUUUAUUUGUAUGUGGUGCUGAAGAUCGAACCCAGGCCACACGCAUGCCAGGCGAGCGCGCUACCGCUUGAGCCACAUCCCCAGCCCCCAAAACUAGUGAUUCUUAAUCAGGAAUUAUUAUGUCUUCCUCUUUCCAGCCUCAGAGGACAUUUAGUAAUGCCUGGAGACACUUUAGUUCUCAUAACUAGAAUAGGCAACUGGCAUUUGUAAAUAGAGACCAGUUAUAUUGUUAAGUAUCCCACAGUGGCCCAGACACAGUGGCUCAUACCUGCAAUCCCAGCUACUCAGGAGGCCAAGGCAGGAGGAUCACAAGUUUGAGGUCAGCUUGGGCAACUUUGACCUUGACUCAAAAAAUAAAAGGGCUAGCUGGGUGCAGUGGUGCCCACCUGUAAUUCCAGCAGCUCUGGAGAUUGAGGCAGGAGGAUCAGGAGUUCAAAGCCAGCCAUAGCAAAAGAGACGGGCUAAGCAACUCAGUGAGACCCUGUCUCUAAAUAAAAUACAAAAUAGGUCUGGGGAUGUGGCUCAAUGGUUAAGUGUCCCUGAUUUCAAUCCCUGGUACCCAAAUAAAUAAUAAGGGCUGAGGAUGUAGCUCAGUGGUAGGGUACCCCUGGGUUCAAUCCCCAGUACUGGGGGUGGGGGAUAGAAUCUCACAGUGCAUGAUUCAGGUCUUCACAACAAAGGAGUGUAUGGCCAAAAAUGUUACUAAUGCUGAGACUGAGAAACUCAUGUAAGCUUUAGAGUGGUUUUUGUUAUUUGUUUUGUUUUGUUUUUUAGUGGGGAGGGAGUUGUUUUGUUCUUUGGUUUGGGUUUUAUUUUGUUUGUUUUGGAAUAGGUAAUUGAACCCAGGGGCACUUUACCACUGAGCUAUAUCCCCAGUCCUUUUUUAUUUUUUGAGAUGGGAUCUGACUAAGUUGCUGAGGUUAGCCUGAAACUUGUGAUCCUUCCAAGUCACUGGGAUUAUAGGCAUGUGCCACUGCACCUGGCACUUUGGAGAUUUUGUAUGAUGACAGUAUAAUCUAGCCUAUGCUGAUUAAUACAGCAACUGUCACCUUAAUUUUAAAAUAGCCAAAGCAGAAAUAGUUGGAUAUAACUAAUUAUGUAACCUAGUAAUCAGGAAGGCAUGAUAGGAAGAAAUUUUUUUUUAAAUUAUGUAUAGGUCAGGCUGGGGUUGUAGCUCAGUGGUAGAGUACUUGCCUUGCAUGCAUUAGGCCCUGGGUUCGAUCCUCAGCACCACAUAAAAAUAAACAAAUAAAAAUAAAGAUAUUGUGUCUGUCUACAACUUAAUUUGAAAAUUUUUAAAAAAUAUUUAUGAGUAUCAAUCAUACCAGGGCAUAAGAUUUUGGUACUAACUCAAAAGGUUCAGAAGUUUCCAGUUCUACUCUAGUUGCAAAUAUUCCAGAUAAAUAAAAACCAGACAGAAAGCUAUAAAACCAGUAUAGUUACACAGUGAAUUAUCCCAUAAACCCAAAUGUUAAAAGAGGUUUAUAAUCAAAGAAAAAUAGAUGUCUUUUAAACUUCUUUAAAAAUAGCAUUUAAAAAACUAAGAUCCAGAAUAGCCUAACUUUCUGCCAGAAGUACUAAGAUCCCAGAGGAGUUUUUGUUUGUCUUAGUUAUAUUCUCAGCAAGACCAAGCAAGAAAGGGUUCUCUUGUUUGAUGCUGAAGGACUACAUAGAGAAAGCAGAAAAAAAUGUCAUUCAUCACUUCAUCAGUGGCCGUUGGCCUCUUAUUUAGCUAUAUAGCCAUUGGCCUUUUAUUUAUCCAUGUCUCAAAGCAAAAUAUUAGGAAAUAAAGAUGCCAGUCUUUCUGUGUUCAUAAAAACUCCCUUUGGCCUGGUGCAGUGGUACAUGCCUAUAAUCCCAGCAGCUGCAGGAAGAUCACCAGUUCAAAGCCAGCCUCAAAAAAAUCGAGGUGCUAACCAACUCAGUGAGACCCUGUCUCUAAAUAAAAUACAAAAUUUGACUAUGGAUGUGGCUCAGUGGUCAAGUGCCCCUGAGUUCAAUCCCUAGUACCAAAAAAAAAAAAAAAA
Marmota monax (woodchuck) is the source of this 6802-nucleotide messenger RNA. RefSeq names its product asparaginyl-tRNA synthetase 2, mitochondrial (gene Nars2). Gene Ontology annotation, biological process: asparaginyl-tRNA aminoacylation. Gene Ontology annotation, cellular component: mitochondrion. Gene Ontology annotation, molecular function: ATP binding; asparagine-tRNA ligase activity; nucleic acid binding. NCBI's taxonomy places the organism in Eukaryota, Metazoa, Chordata, Mammalia, Rodentia, Sciuridae. Bases 316 to 1572 code for a protein of 418 amino acids. The record is from RefSeq and is a predicted model, not a curated record. The transcript is spliced from 12 exons.